AUGUCCGUCGCCUGGAAAGACAAUACCAUCACAUCCUGGUGCCUUGAGGCGGUGCCUAGAAGUGAAAGAAAAUGGCUCUCAUUUCUUUCAUUACGGUUUGGAACCGUGCUUUGCAAUAUCACGGCGAUGGUUUGUUUCGCAUGGGCCAUGGAAGAGCACCGCAAGGGAUUUGUUUCUACAGAUGGGUUGGGGGAAUCUUGGGCCGGUAUCAACCUGGGCACAUCUACAUAUGGGUUUACAUGGUCUACCAUUUUCCUCAUCGUGGUAUUUUGCAACUGUGCCGUGCACCCCGGGGUGAUCAUUGCAUUUGACAGUGUUGCAUUCUGUGCCCAAGUUAUAACCAUCUGUUUCUAUUUAAACGAACUCGUCGGUUAUCAUCUCGGUGGAUAUGGGACCUAUACAACCUACGAUGGCAACAAGCUGUACGGGGUGGAGUGCUUGGGUUGCUCCGUGGUCCUUUUUGCAAUAACUUUCAACUUGCUCCUCCUUGUACGGGCUUCGAGGGCCUGCCACGCGCACCGAAAGGCUGGAAAGAUGGAAACAAAGCAUUCGAUUGAUGCUUAA
Messenger RNA from Penicillium salamii, 564 nucleotides. NCBI's taxonomy places the organism in Eukaryota, Fungi, Ascomycota, Eurotiomycetes, Eurotiales, Aspergillaceae. The record is from the annotation of a GenBank genome assembly.